This is a messenger RNA of Hemicordylus capensis (graceful crag lizard), 8935 nucleotides long. RefSeq names its product poly(ADP-ribose) polymerase family member 4 (gene PARP4). The record is from RefSeq and is a predicted model, not a curated record. NCBI's taxonomy places the organism in Eukaryota, Metazoa, Chordata, Lepidosauria, Squamata, Cordylidae. The coding region runs from base 358 to 6069 and encodes 1903 amino acids. Gene Ontology annotation, molecular function: NAD+ poly-ADP-ribosyltransferase activity. The transcript has 46 exons.
GUGCCACAUGCCGCACAAGACUUUAAUUUGUGCUGCCCAUUCUGAUUUCUUCCAUCACAAGUUCUAAGGCUAAUUAAUGCUGACAUUGAAAAUGUCUAGAUUCCUAGUUAGCUAGCUGAGCCUCACAGCCACCCGUAACUCAAUUCAUAUUGUCCACUAUAAUACCGCACACAGGAGGGCGCCCGCACUACACAGUCGAUUGUUGGUUUUGCAACUGGGGUUGCCGCAGAUCUUUAUUUGGAAGGCAAUUAUUUUUGCUCUUGUGCAGAGCACAGCGCAACCUCUGUUGCGUUUGUGCCCCGCCUUUUCCAGAGAACCAGGAAGUGCCUUUAGGGCUGGAAUUCUCCUACAAGCAAGAUGAUUGUGAAAGUUUUUGCAAACUGUGCAUUUUUCCUGAAACUGAAAAAAUUAACCAUUCAAGAGAAAAACAGACUGAAAUGUUGCAUUAAAGAAAACGGUGGACAGAUUAAAUUUGUGUUAAAUCAUGAGUGCACUCAUGUUGUUACUGAUGAUGAUGAUGCACUCAGCUCCAUUCAUCUGAAAACCAUCCAGAAGUAUCAGCUGCCUGUUGUAGAUGCUGAUUUCAUAUGGAACUCAAUUGAAAAAGGAAGACUUUUACCCACUGAUAACAAUGAGCCUCCCCAAACUCCAGAAUGUAUAACUGUAACAGACGUGGAGAUUUCCCCAGUUUGUGAGGACAACAAUCGGACGAUAAAGAAGUCUGUUGGGGAGAAUGGCAAGAGGGAGACAAAUGACAGCAGCAACAUUGGUGGACUAAGAUGGUUUUCAGAGAAUGAUAAAAAUAUUCCGUAUUUUCCUGAAGACUUUGAGGUUGCAAAAUAUGAUGUCCUUAAAAAAGGAAAACAUGCUGGAUAUGUUGUUGUGGAACUUCAGUGCUCUCAGCAGCAUUGUGAUUAUCCCUUCCGCCUUUGUGUGCACUACAGUGAAUCGGCUAAAGACCAGGAUCACAAACAAUUUAUACCAGCCAAGACUUCUGAGGAAGCUAGAAGAACCUAUGUGGUUUGUAUUGAACAUCUGAAGAAUUUGGAUUUUCGGUUAAGAAAAGACUUUCCAAAUAAUGCUGAAUAUUUAGCUUCAGUAAAAUUGCAAGAGGUGCUUGUAGAAGAAGCCAUCAGUUCCAGCACUUUGUCUGAAGAAGUGGCUGUGUUUGUGGAACUGAUUUGGAGUGAAGCACUUGGACACCUGGAUCAUCUGUUAGCUAAACCAGUAACCAGCAUCAGCCUCAAUGAUGUGAGCAAAGCAGAAGGUAUUCUCCUUCGAGUGAAGAAGGCACUGGAUGAAAUGAAAUCUGCAGAGGAGCUGACCACAAUGAUCUUGGAGUUCUAUAAAACCAUACCCCACAGAAGCGGGCUGGAUUAUGAUGUUAGCAAAAAACUUUUAUCUGACAAGCAGGAUCUCUGUCAGCUAAUCAGGGACAUGCUGAAUAUUCGUGAAACAAAUAUGUCAGUUCCAAACCUAUCAUCGCUUUCCAAGUACCGGGCUUUGAAAUGCAAAAUAGAUGUUCUUGAUGAAUACACUGAAGAAUUCCAUAAUGUUAAACAGCAAUUGGUCCAAAAUAAAGACAGUGGAAAUCCAAUAGAAGUUUUGCAGAUAUAUAAAGUUGGCAGAUUAAGAGAAACAGCAAAUUUCGAGAGUUGUCUUGGCAACGUUCAGUCCUUAUUCCAUGCUUCACCACCUCGCAACUUUGUUGGAAUCCUUUCUCGAGGACUUCUCCUGCCAAAGAUAGUGGUUGAAGAACAUGGCUUGGAAAGAACUGAUUCUGGGAACUUGGGCAGUGGUAUUUAUUUCAGCGAUGCCAUAAGUACAAGCAUUAAGUAUUCUCAGAAAAGUCAAACAGACGGCAGUCGGUUGCUCUUGAUUUGUGACGUAGCACUUGGAACUUCUUAUGAGCAAAUCUGGACAGAUGAGUCAUUAACUACAGCACCAUCAGGCUACCAAAGUGUGCAUGGAGUCUCUAAAGAAAAGGAGCAUUAUUCAGCAUUUGAGGCUGAUGAAUUUGUGGUGUACAGAACUAGUCAGGUCAAAAUCCAAUAUGUGGCUAAGGUUUGCCUUGAAGAGGAGAAAGUAAAAGAAUUCAAUCCUGUAAUUCAGACUGAUGUAGAAGACCAGGUACCUUUCUCCAAGCCUCAGUCACAGCCUGAAGUUUGUGAAAUACCAAGCAAAAAUCUGCUGAGUGAUAUUACUGCUGGUCUUCUGGACAAAUCUGGAAAUCCAAUUCCUCUUAAAGAUGUUCAUAUCAAGGGAAGAAUAAUAGACUUUGUUGCAGAGGUAGUGGUGUUUCAGACCUACGAAAAUCAAACUGGCAGCCCCAUUGAAGCCAAAUAUGUCUUUCGUUUGGAUGACACAGCUGCUGUAUGUGGAUUUGAGGCUUUUAUCAAAGGGAAACAUAUAAUAGGAGAGGUUAAAGAAAAGGAAAAGGCACACCAAGAAUACAGAGAAGCUGUCAGUCGAGGAGAUGGAGCUUAUUUGAUGGAUCAGGAUGCCCCUGAUAUUUUUACUGUUUCUGUUGGGAACCUGCCACCUUCAACUAAGGUCCUAAUCAAAAUCACCUACAUUACGGAGCUCCGUUAUGAAAAUGGUUGCCUUUCCUUUCACCUGCCUGCUGCUGUGGCACCUUGGCAACAGGACAAAGCAUUAAAUGAAAACACACAGGAAUCAGUAAGGACAGUUUCCAUUAAGCAAGUAGGAACAAAGCCAGGUGAAUUCUCUUUAGAAAUGUCUGUUGAGAUGCCCUUCAUAAUUAAACACAUUAGCAGCUGGACUCAUCAGCUUGAAAUAAAGAAAACAGAUUGUAAAGCUGUGGUCCGUACUGUGGAGAACAGUUCCUUGGACAUUAGUGGUUUUGCAAUAGAAAUCCUGAUUGGUAAUGAACAUUUGCCCAGAAUGUGGGUAGAAAAGCAUCCAGAGAAAGAGAGCGAGGCAUGCAUGCUUAUAUUUCAGCCAGAAUUUGCAGCACCACUUGACCCUCUAAGCACCAGUGGAGAAACUGUUAUCUGCUUAGAUUGCUCCAAUUCCAUGGCAGGUUCAGAAAUCCAGCAAGCUAAACAGAUUGCAUUAUGUGCUCUAGACUCAUGUCAUUCUACAACACGGCUAAGCGUUAUCAAGUUUGGCACAAAUUUCAUAGAAUUUCCUUCCAGUCCUGACGACUUCACCACAGAUUGCGCAGCUCUGAAGGCGUUUGUUAAGUCUGCUAAAGCCACAAUGGGAUACUCUGAUUUAUGGAAGACUCUACGUUACUUGAAUUUGCUAUACACUUCUAAAGGCAGGCGCAACAUUCUUCUUAUAUCUGAUGGACAUAUUCAGAAUGAAGGCCUCACCUUGCAGAUGGUGAAGGAAAAUGCACAGCACACCAGGAUAUUUGCAUGUGGAGUUGGCCCCACAGCUAAUCGUCACAUGCUGAGAUCUUUAUCCCAAUAUGGAGCUGGAGCCUUUGAAUAUUUUGAUGUAAAAUCAAAGUACAAUUGGAAGAGAAAGAUAGAAAAUCAGACAACUCGAAUGUUUUCCCCAGGAUGCAGUGGUGUUUCCAUUAAAUGGCAACAGUUUGAUACAAGUGCACCUGAACUAACAUAUGCUCCUGCUCAGAUACAGUCUCUGUUUAAUCAUGAACGUCUUCUAAUCUAUGGAUUUAUCUCCCACUGUACUCAGGCCACUUUAAAUGCACUAAUCGAUAAUCAAGAAUUGCAGACAGUGGUGUCUACAACUGAAUUGCAGAAGACAAGAGGAACUAUGAUCCACAAACUUGCAGCCAGAGCCUUCAUUAGGGAUUAUGAGGAAGGGAUGCUUGAUGAGAAUGAAACGGAACAUGAGAUGAAGAAGCAGAUGUUGACAUCCCUUAUCAUUAAGCUCAGUCUUGAGAACUCCAUUGUGACCCAGUUUACAAGUUUUGUAGCAAUUGAGAAAAGGGAUGCAAAUGAAGACCAGAUCGCGGAUACUCUGAACAUUUUGGAGCUUGUAGCUAAGGAAAAUGUAGACAUCUUACCAUACAUGCAAUAUCAGCUACCAACAGAAACCACUGAGUAUCUUCUCCGUGAGUUCAAUGGGGUGUCUCAGAAGGCAUCUAACAUGAAGUAUGACCUCUGUAGCGAUAGCAUUUCCACCCUAGGUUUUAAACAGAUGCUGAGCUGUCCCCCAAAACUCUUGGCUGCGUCGCGGGCCAUGGAUCUUUCCUCACCGAGUUCUGACGCUUCCAUCAGUGAUUUUGAUGCUGAUAUGGGUUUCUUAUUUGGCUCUUCACCAGAAGAGAGUUAUAAGGCUUCCGUCAGUGGUACUGAGACUCAAGCUGGUUUCACUGGAUUUGGCUUUGCACCAAAAGAGAGUUAUAAGGCUUCCGUCAGUGGUACUGAGACUCAAGCUGGUUUCACUGGAUUUGGCUUUGCACCAAAAGAGUCUUUCUUGGUGGAGGCGAAUAAGAAGUGGUGCACCUCCACAUUAUUUGAUCAGAUGUCUAAGGCUUCUGCCCCUGGUACUGGUGCUAUUGCCUAUGAUUUCGCACUAAAUUUGACCUGUGCCCCAGCACAAAUAUCAAAGAAAAAAUUGAGUAUCUUCAGUGAGCAGCCCCAUUUUUUGCAUCCCUCAAACGGGGAGAGCGACAGCAGGAUACCAUUGCCCACAUUACCACCACCACCACCACCACCUUUGGCAUCAGAAGAAGUUCCACCUUUUAUGCCUCUUUUACCACCACCACCACCACCACCACCUUUGGCAUCAGAAGAAGUUCCACCUUUUAUGCCUCUUCUAGGAGAGCAGAGCUCACUUCCCCCAACUGGGCAUGCAGCUGGUUCAUUUGAGGAACUUAGGGCUUGUUUAUUGAAACGAUUAAGCCCACAAUCUCCACAGACAUCAAGAGCACUUUUACCAACAUUAGGGAAGGAUGAUGGGGAAAAGGAAAUGCCAAAGAUGCCACCGGGAUCACCAAUGCUUGAUGCUCCAAUGCUUAUGGCCCAGAGUUCUGACGCUUCCAUCAGUGGUUCCAAGGCGGAAAUUGGUUUCUUAUUUGGCUCUGUACCAAAAAAGAGUUAUAAGGCUUCCGUCAGUGGUACUGAGACUCAAGCUGGUUUCACUGGAUUUGGCUUUGCACCAAAAGAGAUGUCUAAGGUUUCUGCCCCUGGUACUGGUGCUAUUGCCUAUGAUUACGCACGGAAUUUGGCCCGUGCCCGAGCACAAAUAUCGAAGAAUAAAAUGAGUAUCUUCAGUGAGCAGCCCCAUUUUUUGCAUCCCUCAGAUGAGGAGAGCGACAGCAUGAUACCAUUGCCCACAUUACCACCACCAGCAGCAGCAAAAGCAAAAGCAAAACCAGCAGCAAAACCACCAGGAGCAGCUUUGGCAUCAGAAGAAGUUCCACCUUUUAUGUAUCUUCAAGGAAAGCUGAGCUCACUUCCCCCAACUGGGCAUGCAGCUGGUUCAUUUAAGGCGCUUAGGGCUUGUCCACGAGCUCCACAGAAAUCAAGAGCACUUUUACCAACAUUAGGGAAGGAUGAUGGGGAAAAGGAAAUGCCAAAGAGUUCUGAUGCUUCCAUCAGUGGUUCCAAGGCGGAAAUUGGUUUCUUAUUUGGCUCUGCACAAAAAGAGGAUUUUCAUGCGAACCCGUUUGCUAAAACAUGGUUGAAGCCACGUAAAAAACAAAAGGCUAUACAAAAGCCACUAAGCGUUGUUUCCUGGCCUCAGCUCUUUAAGAUCCAGAAUCAGGAGGGUUUUUGGCAGCUCAACCCUGAGCUUGGGAAUCUUUUGAAUCUUGAUGUGGAUUUAAUCCAUGUUUCACUUGCCAAAAAUGGAAUUCAGUCACUCGGUCCCAAGGGAAAAGAGAAGCUAUCGCAGCUGAUAGCUACACUUCUGGUACUCGAAAUUAUACGUUAUUGGAAACUGGAAGGCCUGAUUUUCAAAUCUCUAAUGCAACUCGGCGACUCUCCUGAAUCAUGGGCACUUACAUUAGUAAAGAAAGCAGUUGAAUGGGCAAGAAGAACUGACCGACAAUUUCCAUCUAUUUGUCAGCGUCUUGAACUUGGGAAGGACUGGGAUUCUGCCACUAAGAAGCUUCUGUGUUUAGUGUAAUUGAGACCAACACUUCACCGCCUCCUUAUCCUUGCCUUUAGUACUUAAAUCAAAAUGGUUUUGACUAGCAAGUCAAUAGCACUAUUGCCUAUUUCAUUAUCUUCAUAAAUUUGUAGGCAUUAGUUGAUCUUAAUUGAUGAAGUUUUUGUUUGCUGUCUGUGUAGCUUUUCAUUGUCCUGAUUUUCACCAAGAUAAUAGAAAUUCAUGAACCUAUAAAAUCUAAAAUGGUAGUUUGAACCAUCCGGUCUCUUCCCCCUUAACAACUCUUUAUUCUCUGCCAACCUAAUCUUCUCUAACCUCAUUCUGUUUUCCAAUUCAAUGUUCAGUAAUAUUUGCAUGAAAAAUUAACUCCCAUCCCUCUCAGUGCUUUGGCUCUGGAUAUUUCCAGCUGGUAGUUCAUUCCAAAAUGAACAUUAAUUCUUAUGAGCGAUUUUUCAGGGACUUUAGAUUACAUUAUUUGUGCCUAUAACUUUAUUGCAAUUUAAAUGACAAUCUGUGAAACAUCUCUGACUCAAGGUAGUCCACAUACAUAGAUGUUCAUGAUGCAGAGCUCUUCUUGCAGAUGGAGCUUUUCUGAGUGGAAAGGAAUGUGAAGAUGCUGUUCUUGAAUAUAGCUGAUAGUACAGUAGAUUCGGUGAAGAAACAUGUUUAAAACUCAUUUUAUUAAUCUACAUAUCAGGGGUGGCCCUUCCAUGAGGAGGGCCAUGAGGUAGUGUGAGACAUUUGCCUCAGGCAUGGCGGAGGGGGACGGGUACAAGGGCAGCAAGCCAUCACAGGUGCCACCCCACAGGCUCCCUGGCACCUGCGGUCACUGUCCUUCCAUUGGGGCAUGUUGGUUUUUCCUUCCUCACCCUGCUGGGGUGUGCCGCCUCUUUUCUCUCCCACCCCAAGCAGGAGCUAGGAAUGGCCCUGUCGCCAUUGCCUGACUUGGUGGCAUAAUCUGAGAGUGUCCACAUGCUCUUGCUGUCUCAGCAUUGUGGCCUGAGAAUACUAAGCACCCUCCUGCAGGUGGGGGGCAGGGGCGGGUGUCAUUGCCUCAGGCAGCAAAAGUGUCUUGGGCUGCCCCUGCUAAACUUAAGUCAGAUUUGUUACCCAAGUAAUGUGCCUAACACACUAUGAAAUGGCCCUUUUAUGAUUAAACUAGAGAGAUGUGAUAUGAGCUGACUUUCUGUUCCUUUGGCUGAUGUGUGUUCCAUUUGAAAUUGCUACUGGAUACAUUAAAUGGCAGGAAAGACAGUUAAACAAACAAUCCAGAUUUUAUUUCCUGCAAUAAGCUGCUAGCUCUCUUAAAACGUCCUUAACAUAAAAUUCUUACAUUUUAUGAGAAUACCCUUGAUUAGGAAGUUGUAGAUUCUAUUGCCUCCUGCAAGGCCUGUUUGUAACUUGACCCAAACAGUCCCUGUUUAAAACCUUCCCACUUUUUGUCUUCAAAGAGCAUUCAGCUAUCAAAUUAUAACUAGCAUACCAGCCAACUAGCCAGCCAUACAUCAUAUUCUUCUUCUUCUUCUACUUCUUCUUCUUGGCUUUGAAUACAUAUGCCUAAAGGAGAGGUAUGUCAUGUGUCGCUCAAAAGCUUGCUUCUAACAUGGAACAGCAAUUGGAACAGCAAUUUGGAACAGCAAUUGAUGUAAUAAAAUAUAUUGCUUGUCUCAUCUGCAGUGUGGUUUAUUGUCACAUUGGUCCUAGAAAAGGACUCUUUAGUGAUGAGUUGCACUUCACUUUUUAAAGUUGGUUACAAAAACAAAAACUUAAAUGACAAAAUACAUGGAUGUACUGUCAAUUGUGAAUGAUACUGUAUUGGAUAAAAACAAUCAGGCCUUCCUGCUUGACAUGAGGGGAGCCAUUUUUGUGCCAGAACUGCGUGGAAGCUGGAAAGAAUAACCUUUGUGCAUAUAUGAACUGUUUCCCAGUUUCUUCGUAGUAACCAUAUCAAGUUUUUACAUACCACUGCUAAGAGACCAGUCUGGCCUUAACAAGGAGAAAAAAUGUGCAUAAGCAAAACAAUAUCUGUCUCUCCACUCAGAGCAACAUUUCAAGGACUGGUUAAUAUAAACUAAAAUAAUUGCUUUGAAUUAGGAGGGACUGUUGGAAUGAAAGCUCCCCCCAUUAUUAGGUGUUUUAUUCAUUCAUUCAUUCAUUCGAUUUCUAUACCACCCUUCAAAAAAUGGCUAAGGGCGGUUUACACAGAGAAAUAAUAAAUAAAUAAGUUGGCAGAGGCACUCUUACCCCUGGGCUUCAGGGUCAAAGUCCAGGGCCUCCACAGCCCCUGCCCCCCCCCCACAAUCCUGUUUAGUCUGUCCCAGGUGGUGUGGUUGUCCAGCCAAGCAUGAUGAUGUUUAAUUUGCAGGGGGUGGGGGCUCCAACGGCCUUUAGGUCCAAGCUCCAAAAUGAUCUAGGUUCACCUCUGGGUGUAGGACUCCAGAGCACACACAGAAGGAAUUUUGAUUCACGGGCUGACCAGGCAGUCAGACAGACAGCUGUCUCACCUAUGGCCUUUUAAAGUAGCAGGAUGGACUCAUCACCUAUUUUAAGAUGAAGCCAGUUUCUUUUGAGACUGGAAGCAAUAGCUGAAUUCUAUUAUAUUAUUUUAAGAAUGUUUUUUUGAGAUGCCAGAGAGCGCUAAAGAGCCACCUUUUGUAUGCAAGCUAGGAGAGAGUUUUUCAAGCCUUGAUUGGUUAUUGAUUAUAUUUGAGUGUUUAAUUUGAUGCAAGCCUUUUGGUGAUGGCAAGUUAUUCUCUUGAUACAAGCCUCUUCUUUGUAAAAUUGUUCUUCUUUUCCAAGAAGAGCCUUUUAUACCAAACCUCUGUAUCAUGCUGUUUAUAUUAGAUUUUGUUAGACAAUAAAAGUCAUAUAAAGAAGAGAAUAA